Molecule: messenger RNA, 5155 nt
Organism: Crotalus tigris (Tiger rattlesnake)
Lineage: Eukaryota; Metazoa; Chordata; Lepidosauria; Squamata; Viperidae
Gene: NAA25
Product: N-alpha-acetyltransferase 25, NatB auxiliary subunit
Exons: 24
Coding region: 59-2995 (978 amino acids)
Biological process (GO): N-terminal peptidyl-methionine acetylation
Cellular component (GO): NatB complex; cytoplasm
Molecular function (GO): protein binding; protein-N-terminal amino-acid acetyltransferase activity
Source: RefSeq, a predicted model, not a curated record
UGGCAGGCCCGGCGGCGGCGGCGGCGGCGGCUGCGCGCUGCGGUUCUGCGCUCUCAUCAUGGCGGCGGGAGCGGCGGCGGGUGCGCGAGGCCAUGUGCAGGACCCGAACGACCGGCGCCUGCGGCCCAUUUACGAUUAUCUUGAUAAUGGCAAUAAUAAAAUGGCAAUCCAGCAAGCAGACAAGCUGCUAAAAAAACACAAAGAUCUUCACUGUGCUAAGGUUUUGAAAGCAAUCGGCUUGCAAAGAACUGGGAGACAAGAUGAAGCAUUUACUUUGGCCCAAGAAGUAGCAGCCCUUGAACCCACAGAUGACAAUUCUUUGCAGGCGCUGACUAUCCUGUAUCGAGAAAUGCAUCGGCCGGAGCUAGUCACGAAACUCUAUGAGGCAGCCGUGAAGAAAGUUCCCAACAGUGAGGAAUAUCACUCUCAUCUCUUCAUGGCUUAUGCGAGAGUCGGAGAAUAUAAGAAGAUGCAGCAGGCUGGAAUGGCACUUUACAAGAUUGUCCCUAAAAACCCAUACUAUUUUUGGUCCGUGAUGAGUUUAAUAAUGCAGUCAAUAUCUGCGCAGGAUGAAAAGCUCUCAAAAACCAUGUUUUUACCCCUAGCUGAAAGGAUGGUAGAAAAAAUGGUGAAAGAAGAUAAAAUCGAGGCUGAAGCAGAAGUGGAACUUUACUACAUGAUUCUAGAACGCUUGGAAAAAUACCAAGAAGCUCUGGAUGUUGUGAGAGGAAAAUUGGGAGACAAGUUAACCAGCGCUCUCCAGAGCAGAGAAAACAAAUGCAUGGAGAUGUACAGGAAGCUGAGCAAAUGGCCAGAAUGCAACGCUCUCUCGAGAAAACUUCUGCUUAAAAACCCAGAUGAUUGGCAGUUCUACAUGAUCUACUUUGACUCCCUCUUUCAACUGAUUGACAUGGCUUGGACUCCUCCAGCUGAAGGAGAGCAUUCUCUGGAAGGAGACGUGCAUCACAGCACAGAGCAAGCCGUCGCCUUCAUAGAGCAGAGGCUAAUCCAUGAGUCCAACAGUGCCCGUCCACUUCGGGGUCCAUACCUGGCCCAGCUGGAGCUGAUCAGCCGCUUGCGGCACAGGGGCUACCCUGAAGAGCAGAAAUUGGGCAAUCCAGAAGAACUCAUGUUCCAGUAUUUCAAGAUGUUUGGGGACAAACCUUGCUGCUUUACGGAUCUCAAGGUGUUUGUCGACCUUCUUCCAUCAACGCAAUACACAAAGUUCAUCAACCAGUUGUUGGGGGUCAUCCCCCUUUCCGUCCCACCAGAAGGCAGGCUUGCGCUCCCAGCUAAUAUCAAAGCUUUACAACAGCACCUAUGUGUGAUGCAGUUGACACGGUUGCUUGGACUCUUCCACACCAUGGACACAGCUCAAAAACUGGCAGCAGUCCAGGACAUGAUGUUGCGUUAUCGGCACGGAUUGGAUUUUGGAAAAUCCUGUUUGAAAACAGAGUUACAUCUUUCAGAUUACUACUGCCUGCUUGCUGUUCAUUUGCUCCUUGACAUCUGGCUGGAGGCAGGCGAGGGACCAGCCGUCUGGCAGUGCUUGACUCUGCUAGAGGAAGGGUUGACCUGCAGCCCUUCCAAUGCCCAGUUCAAGUUGCUGCUCAUCCGAAUCUACUGCAUGCUGGGGGCCUUCGAGCCAGUGGUGGAGCUGUACUCCAGCCUCGAUGCCAAGCACAUACAGCACGAUACCAUCGGAUACCUGCUGACCCGCUAUGCCACAGCUUUUGGCCAUUAUGCUGCUGCGUCCCAAUCUUGCAACUUUGCACUCAGGUUUUUCCACUCCAACCAGAAAGAUACCUCAGAAUACAUCAUUCAGGCCUAUAAAUACGGGGCAUUUGAGAAGAUCCCAGAAUUCAUCGCUUUCAGGAACAGGCUGAACUCCUCACUUCAUUUUGCACAAGUCCGCACGGAACGAAUGUUGCUGGAUCUUCUCCUGGAAGCCAAUAUAUCAACAAGUUUGGAAGAAAGUAUUAAAUCCAUGAGCCUAAGUCCGGAAGAGGACGACAUUCCCUGGAAGGACCUGCGGGAUAAUAGAGACCUCACCGUCUUAUUUAAUUGGGACCCGAAAGACAAGAGUAUUUCUGAAGAGCACAGAAAAUACUCCUUGGAGGAAGAGACCACCUGGUUGCAGAUUCGGUCCCUGACAUUACGGUUAAUAGGUGGGCUGCCAGCUCUUAGCCACAGCAGCCAGCCGAAGAACUCAGAAAAAAGCACCGAGAAUGGAGUCUCCUCCAAGAUAGACACCGUCCGGACUCUCCUGCGGCAGCUGGACGAUGCAGUGAGGUCGGGGAAGUGGUUCCUACAGAAAAAUAUUCAGUAUCCGGCCCUCGGGCCUCCUUCUUCACGGAUGGCCAGCUUCUUUGACAGUGGGAGCUGCCAGUCCCAAACCAGCUUGUUUUACCUAGUUAGUGAAAUUUAUGAAUUAGAUACCAAUGGCUUAGAAGAUUCCAUGGCAAUUCAAGAGCGAAUAGGAAAUUGUUUGAAAUCAUUACUGGAGCAACUAACAGAUCAGGUCAAUAAAUGCAAAGGCGAUUUGUUGGAAGUCAGAGAGGGCAACUUCAAAACUCAUCCAAAUAUUUUAGAAAACCUGGUCUUCUUUGUGGAGACCACCUCCCUCGUCUCGUGGGUCUGCAGUUACUCGGACGCCAUCCUUCGGCCCUGGAAAUCAACCCUGCAGAAGAAGAAGAAGAAGAAGAAAGACAGCAGUGGAGCCCUGCCUCCUGUGUUCACCAGCUUCCAAGAUUAUGUUUCUGGACUCCAGACGCUCAUUUCCAACGUGAUAGAUCACCUCAGAGGGCUUGAAAUUAACUUAACUGCACUUAAACUUGAAGAGCUGUACAUAGACAAUAAUUCACUUUUGCAGGAAGAAAAGAAGUUUACAAAGACUGCGCUAGGGAAAGUCCAGAGUAGUUACCAGCACGCGGUUCAAGAAAUUGGAGAGCUGCUGAAAAAGAGACUCGAUACAAUAAAAAAUCUAAAGGUUUGAUGAAAUGCCUCCUUGUGGAGAAAGUCAGACUGAAGCAUUGGCAUCAGAUAAGCAAGAUCUACCAUCCCUUCUGUGUUAAAAUCUGGAACUUCCUCAUAAAUGCAUGAAGGACUUUGAUCACAAACUUUUUUUAUGUAUUAAAAUAUAUAUUCAAGUCGAUUAAAUUAUUGUACAUUAAAAGAAUGGACACAGGGACCCUCCACGGUCAGGGUUAGACCACUUUUUAUACAUGUUCAUAAGCAGAUCACAACAGAUUCUAGAUCCCCGGCCUAACUCAUUGCCUCUCCCUUGGCUCUGGGGGAGGGGAGGUUCUUCAGAAACUGUGGAGAGUCUCCAACUCUUUAGAAGCAGCAGUAGGAAUCCAGUGUAAAGCAUAUUUCAAAGGAAUUUGUACUUUCUCCUCUCCCAUAGGCAAGGCAGCGUUUAUUUUGUGUGCACGUUUUUGCCCUACAGAAGCAAAUGACCAGGCCGGAGGUCAUCUGUGGACACCCUAAGCAUCUCUUGGGCUCUCCUGCUUCUGCUAUAGCCAAGUAAAUCUGACCAUUGAACGAUCUGGUUUACAACAGGGUCUUUUAUUCUCCUUUAUGUAUGCAACUUCCCUUACAGCCGUUCGAAUUGGUUGGAAAGAGGGCCAGCGUCAGUUAUCGCAUCAAACCUCCUUUUCCAUACCCUGUAAAUGCCGCAGAACAGCGCUGUCAGUUAAAGCCACUCCAGUGGUUUCCAAGAAAAUGGAAAAACUUGGUUUAGAAAUGCGACUGGACCUAGAAUUCCAUAGGAAUCAGGUAAACGGUUAUCAAUGUAAGUGGUGGCAAAAAAACCCCACAACAGAGCUGUUGUUAUUUUAAAGAAAAUAGUCUGCCGUCUAAAGCUGUGCGGUGGUGCCUUGAUGUUUCUUCCACUUUCAGAGUUGGCAUGUUGAGGCAGGCUGGCUGAGUUGAGCUGAGCCGCAGUUUUUUCAUAUUUCUAAUUUCAAAGCGCUCCCGAAUAUGUAUUUAUAAGGUGGAUUUUGGAUGGGACCCAAGAAUGGAGAACAAGAAGCUCCAACUGCUUUCAAAUCCUCCCACCCUUUUCGCAUUCAGAACUCCCAAAAUACCUGUUGAGCCACGGAGUAUUUCAAGUGCUCUGCAUUUUGACAUUCAAGCUGUUGGGUGAAAAAAGGGUUGCGUUCCUGCGUAGCCAGUUGCGGUUACUGAUGGCAAGUUGGCCUUUCGUUGUGCACAUUCGUAGCAGGUUUCACUUUUCUGUGAUAUCACUAAGCUCGUGUUUUCCGAGUUGACUUGAGAGAAUUGAUUGGUUACCAUUGUAUUUUUUUUUAAUCAGUGGGUACUAAAAACCACAGGAUGUGGUCCUGUUUUUUUCCUAAGCAAUGGCCAGAUUGAAAGGAAGUCUCGUGAACGUAAGACUUUACGGCCGGGAAGAUAACCAGGUAGCAUCAGAGUCAGGUAAGCUAAGGUAACCCCAACUAUAUGGGUUACUUUCUCGUUAGCCAGGAUCCAGACAUUGAAGCAGUGGCCUUGGUUCAGCCGAAGGGGUGUUCAGCCCGAUUUAUUGCUGUCUGCCAGCAUAUCCAGCAUGUUGAUGGGCUGUUUUUUCCCUUUUGCACAAACAUGUGAAAUUCUGAAUUGUGAUAUAAUUAUUUUGUCCAAGUCUUCUGGAAGUGGGUCAGCGUACUUGGGGGUAUUUAAAAAGAGCUAAAAGCUUGAGAAUAAGUAAUCCUUUGAUUCAGGGUCCUUCCGAGGCAACUUCUAGGAAUGAAAACCUUUGGGUUAUAUUUUCUGUCAGGCUGCAAACUCAGUUUCCUUUUGAGGAAGAAGAACAUCUGUGCAACUGUGUUUCCUUUCCAAUGUUGGAAGUUUAGGGUUUAUCAUUUUUUAAAUCAUUUUCUUACAUUUAGAAAUUGAAUUUAUAUUUGAAAUUCCGAUAAUUGAAUCAUGGGGUUUGUUUUGCCUCUUAUUUGAGCUGUAAAAGGAGAGGUAUUUGGCUACCUGUUCUGUUCUAACACUGUGGAGCUUCUUUGCUUUGCUUUGCUGUUUUUAAUUUGUGACUAUGUUAAACACCUCAACCACCAACAGAAAUUUAAAAGGAUAAAACUGCUAACAAUCUGCUGUAAACUGAAUGGGUUUAUAAUUUAUAAAAAAAACUCGGUUUCUUUAUAACCAA